GUUCUUCUAGUUCUUACUUGGCUAUUUUGGUUUUGGAAAUUUUAAAAUUUUUUAGAAUGAGUAAUAUUUUAAUUUUAUUUAUUAUAGUUCUUGCUUCCCCUCAAAUAUUAAGUAAAAAAUUUCAAGACGAUCAAAAGCCAGAAUGGGCUAAAAAAGAUAUUAGAGAUUACAAUGAAGCCGACUUGGAAAGGUUAUUAGAUCAAUGGGAGGAAGAUGAGGAACCUUUAGAACCAGAUGAACUGCCUGAACAUCUUCGUCCAAUGCCUCAAUUGAACCUCAACCAAAUAGAUCCGAAUAAUCCUGAAGCUAUUGUACAAGCUUCAAAGAAAGGCAGAUCUUUAAUGACGUUUGUUCAAGUAGGUGGUAAUCCUUCAAGAGAUGAAACUGAGGAAUUAACUAAACUCUGGCAGACAAGUCUUUGGAAUAACCAUAUACAAAUUGAAAGGUAUUUGGUUGAUGAUAAUAGGGCUAUUUUUUUGUAUAAAGAUGGUUCUCAAGCAUGGGUAGCAAAAGAUUACCUUGUAGAACAAGAAAAAUGUGAAAGUGUUACAAUUGAAUCCAAAGUAUACCCAGGAAAACACUCAAAAAAUAUAAAAGAAGAUUUAUAAUUUUAGUUGAAUAGAUUUUUGUUACUUUUUUAUAUUAUUUAUUUAAAAUAAAAU
Molecule: messenger RNA, 662 nt
Organism: Psylliodes chrysocephalus
Lineage: Eukaryota; Metazoa; Arthropoda; Insecta; Coleoptera; Chrysomelidae
Source: the annotation of a GenBank genome assembly